CUCAGCUGAUUACCUGUGAGAGAUGUUCAGUAAUGUUGAUUAAAUCGGUACAUUUUGUAGAGUGUUCCAUACUACACGAUUAGUUUUAUCAUUCGUAGUCGUAAUAAAGGUUCAAAGUAUGCACGAUGCCAUUUUUUGAAGCGCAACUUCGAGUUUAGUGCAUUUUAUUUUCGAGAAUUUUGAUUACAGAAUAGAAUGGUUAAUUGGUUUAAAUUGUUAGCGUUGAAAAGUGUAAAAGUGCAGUGAAGGUAUCAUUAAAAUAAAAAUCAAUUUGAUGAAAUCAAUCAUCAAUGUGUGAUGAUUAAUGAGAUUAAUAACACUACUUGGAAUUUUAUUUUGAAAGUUUUGAUCAUCCAAGUAUUUGAAUUCUAAUUCAUCGUAGAAGUGUCGAUUGAUUGUGAAUCGUUGAAUUAAAGUUUUACAAAAUGAACGUACAAAUAUCCUGCACCAUUUGUCAAGAAGAUUUAUUUACUGGCGAAGAUAACGAAGCGAUUAGUUCAACGAAAUGUGGUCAUGUGUAUCAUCAUCGAUGUCUCCUUCAAUGGAUGGAAAGAUCACAAACAUGCCCUCAUUGCCGUACUGGUCUGGGGAAUAAUGGUAUUUUCAAGUUGAAUUUAUUUAUUGGAGAAACAUCCGCAGCUCCAAGUAUGGCAAAAUUCGAAGAAAUGGAGAAUUGGGUGAAACAUCUUACGAAUGUCGAAUCUGAUUUGAAAAUAAGAUUAGAGAACAGCGAAAUUGCACACAGUAAAUUAAGGAAUAAAACAGUUGAAUUGGAAGCUCGUGUGCAAUAUCUCGAGAAUACCGAAUCAAAUAUGAGCGAAGAAUUGAAGAAGAUUGUCGAAAAAUUAAAAUUAUUGGAAAAAGACAACAAAAGUGCGAAGUCAGCCGGUGAAAAAUUAAAGACUCGAAACAAGAAACUUGAGGAAGAAGUGAAGUCGCUUUGUCGUAAAGAAUCCAGUUUGAAAAAGGAAUUAGCGCAGACAAAUUUGAAAUUGCAAGAAAUGGAAAAAGAUCUCGAUAAGUCGAUUUCGAUCAACGAGAAAUUAAAUAAAAAAAAUACAGAAUUGAAGCGUAGUAUUGAGCGUAGUAUUGAAGAACACUUGCAAGUUGAAGCCGAUUUGGAAAACCAGUUAGACAUAAAAACUGAAAAAUUAAAAAAUCUCAUCAAAGAUUUGAACAAUGAAAAACUGAAGUAAACGAAGUUUCCAGAGAAAAAUUGAGAGCCUAAAAGAUGAACUAGCAAUGGAACAAAGUAAAAUACGAUGCAAUUAUACUAGAAAAUGAAACAUUUUGGUCAGAUUGAAAACUACGAGUGUAGCAUAAAGUUAGCUAGUGUAUAAUAUUUUUUUUUUUUUUAAAUUUUUAAAAUUUUUUUACGGUUGUUAAAGAAGUAGACACUUUAUAAAGAGUGUUUACAAAAUCAAAGAAACUAUUGAAAUGGUAUUUUUUUAAAGUUUGGUACAUUUUGAAUUUUUUUUUCUUCGUUCAUUGAGUUCUCGAAAGUCACUCAAAAGUGUGUCCUAUAGGUAGGUACCUAGGAUGUGUUAGAAAAAUGAUUCCAUGAAAUUAUGUAACCUGUGAUAUCAUCUAUUCAGUAAAUCGUCGUGAUUUUUUUUUUUUUUGAUUGGCGAUCUUAUUUUAUAAACACCUACCUUACCUACCUGUGCUAAUUUAUUUAUUAUUAAAAGAACACAAACAUAUAAUUUAGAUAUUUUAUGGUUUUUUAAUCGAAUUAGGUAUUUUAAUGCAUUUUUAUUCAGAUGUGAUAAUUUUUUACCGUUAUUUUCUUCUGUUUUGUUUUAAAUAAUUUACGAAUUUGAAAUUUACAAUAAUUAUUAAUUAAUAUAGGCUGCCUAUUGUUUUAACAA
This is a messenger RNA of Planococcus citri (citrus mealybug), 1868 nucleotides long. Its product is annotated as E3 ubiquitin-protein ligase trul-1-like. The transcript is spliced from 6 exons. Gene Ontology annotation, cellular component: site of DNA damage; nucleus. Gene Ontology annotation, biological process: replication fork processing; protein ubiquitination. Gene Ontology annotation, molecular function: ubiquitin protein ligase activity. Bases 426 to 1196 code for a protein of 256 amino acids. Lineage: Eukaryota; Metazoa; Arthropoda; Insecta; Hemiptera; Pseudococcidae. The record is from RefSeq and is a predicted model, not a curated record.